AUGCCGACAUUCGAUCUGGACAAGGACAUUCCCGACCUUUCCGGCAAGAUCAUCCUCGUCACUGGAGGAAAUACUGGCCUCGGCAAAGAGACUGUCCUGCAACUCAGCAAGCACAAGCCAGCGCACAUUUUCCUCGCGGCGCGCAGCGAGUUCAAGGCCCUCGCCGCAAUCGAAGACAUCCGCAAGGCAGUCCCCAACGCAGCGCCUAUCACGUACCUCAACCUCGACCUCGAAUCCUUUGACAGCAUCAAAAAAGCUGCCACCGAUUUCCACGCCAAGUCGCAGCAGCUCCAUAUCCUCAUCAACAACGCCGCAAUCAGUGCGACCCCGGCCGGCACCACCAAGGAGGGUUACGAGAUUCAAUUCGGCACCAACCAUAUCGGCCACGCCCUCCUCACCAAACUACUCCUCCCCAUCCUCAAGAAGACGGCAGCCGCUACUCCACCCCAAGAUGUCCGCAUCGUCACCGUCGCCGCCGCCGCCGAGACCUUUUCCGCCUUCACCGAGUCUUACGAUUUCGACAAGCUCAAGACGGACAUGGCAUCCACCCCGACCUUUACGCGCUAUGGUAUCUCAAAGCUCGCCAACGUCCACUAUGCCCGUGCCCUGUCGCGCCGCCACCCGGAGAUAAAGUCCGUCUCCCUGCACCCAGGCUUCGUUAACACAAACCUCUCCAGCGGUCUCGCCGCCAGCUGGCCCAUCCUGAAACCUAUCCUACUCUUCUUCGGCUUGUUUCUCUCCAAUGUGUCCACUGGCGUCAAAAAUCAGUUGUGGGUUUCCGUUAGUCCCGAGGUCAAAUCAGGCGAGUUUUAUUUCCCUGUCGGUGUCGCCGGAUGUGGCUCGAAGCAUUCGUACGACCGAGAUCUCGAGGAACAACUCUGGGAGUGGACUGAGGAGGAGCUCGAGAAACAUGCGUGA
This is a messenger RNA of Fusarium redolens, 918 nucleotides long. RefSeq names its product retinol dehydrogenase. The transcript has a single exon. NCBI's taxonomy places the organism in Eukaryota, Fungi, Ascomycota, Sordariomycetes, Hypocreales, Nectriaceae. Bases 1 to 918 code for a protein of 305 amino acids. The record is from RefSeq and is a predicted model, not a curated record.